Messenger RNA from Andrographis paniculata, 1175 nucleotides. RefSeq lists its product as uncharacterized. The transcript has 3 exons. Gene Ontology annotation, molecular function: oxidoreductase activity. The record is from RefSeq and is a predicted model, not a curated record. Bases 153 to 995 code for a protein of 280 amino acids. Lineage: Eukaryota; Viridiplantae; Streptophyta; Magnoliopsida; Lamiales; Acanthaceae.
UUUACAAAAAUUUAAAAAUUCAACACAAAAUGGUACAGUACAUCAAAUUAACAAACGCUCCGUGGUACAUCUAAAUAAACCGCCCCAAAAAUUCAGAAAAUGAUUCCAUAUCUUCUUUCCUAGAAAGAGUAGGUUGGAGAGAAGAUAAGAGAAUGGGGGAGAGGGAGGCGAAGUUUCUGGAGCCAUGGCACCGUCUGGAGGACAAGGUAGUGUUGGUCACUGGCGCCUCCGCCGGAUUAGGUCGAGAGUUCUGUUUAGACUUGUCUAAGGCCGGCUGCCGAGUCAUAGCGGCGGCGCGGAGGACCGACAAACUGCGAUCCCUAUGCGACGAGAUAAACAGCGGCGGCGCCGUCGUGGAUCGGCGUAGAGCAGUCGCCGUCGAACUCGACGUGAGCGCUAACGGUGCGGCGAUUGAGGCUUCUGUACGGAAGGCUUGGGACGCGUUCGGCAGAAUUGAUGCUUUGGUUAAUAAUGCUGGUGUUCGAGGUCGAGUGCACACUCCAUGGAAUCUGUCGGAGAAAGAGUGGGAUGAAAUAGUGGGGACGAAUAUGACUGGUACUUGGUUGGUUUCUAAGCAUGUUUGUAUGCUUAUGCGUGAGGCUAAACGGGCCGGGUCUAUUAUCAAUAUCUCUUCUACUUCCGGUGUGGGCCGUGGGUUUCGACUCGGAGGCCUUGCUUAUGUCAGUAGCAAGGGUUCUGUUAACUCAAUGACUAAGGUGAUGGCUCAGGAAUUGGGACCUGACAAAAUUCGAGUCAACUCCAUUUCACCAAGUCUCUUCAAAUCUGAGAUAACCAAAGAUUUAGUAGAGAAAGCAUGGCUUAAAAAUGUGGUUCGCAAAAUCGUCCCUCUGAGAGUUCUUGGGACAACAGAUCCUGCAUUGACAUCCCUCCUUAGGUACUUGAUUCACGACUCUUCCGAGUAUGUCACCGGCAACAUCUUUAUUGUCGACUCAGGAGACACUUUGGUAGGUACCCCUAUAUUUUCAUCUCUUUAAAUUUUCUAAGUAUGGAUGGUUUCUGGUGAAACAUUAGUAAUUAAACAACUUCUUGGAGCAAGAAAAUGAAUAUCGGACUUAUUUGGUGUAUUGAAUAAUACAUACUUGAAUAUGAUCUUGGGGGAGAUUAUUUAUAGUUGUGUCUUGCCUGUAUUAUGAUUUAUUUGAAGAUUUGUUGGU